Molecule: messenger RNA, 1595 nt
Organism: Aspergillus vadensis CBS 113365
Lineage: Eukaryota; Fungi; Ascomycota; Eurotiomycetes; Eurotiales; Aspergillaceae
Product: TFIIH/NER complex subunit TFB4
Exons: 2
Coding region: 108-1256 (382 amino acids)
Biological process (GO): nucleotide-excision repair; regulation of DNA-templated transcription
Cellular component (GO): transcription factor TFIIH core complex; transcription factor TFIIH holo complex
Source: RefSeq, a predicted model, not a curated record
CUCACCUCCACACGACAAUGUAUACAGCUUAGAUACCAACCAACAGCUUCAACUCUGACCUUCCGUACCUCAACCUCCUAUACUAAACACACAUAUAUAUACACAAGAUGAAUACCAUCGACGCAACAGAACACUACGAAACCAGCGCCCACGACCGUCCCCCCUCCCUCCUAACCAUCAUCCUCGACACAAACCCCCACGCCUGGGCACUCCUAUCCCCAACCCUCCCCCUCUCCACCGCCAUCGCCAACAUCCUCGUCUUCAUCAAUGCCCACCUAGCCAGCAACUACGCCAACGAAGUGGCCGUAGUAUCCUCCCACACCUCGCAAGCAACAUGGCUAUACCCAGUCGAAAAAUCCCCCAACAACAACAACAAUAACAACCUCGACUCCGACGGCGACAUCCCCAUGCCCACCCAACAACCACAAACCCCCUCCAACACAACCAACAUAAACAAAUACCGACCCUUCCGCAUCGUCGAAGAACAAGUCUCCAGCCACCUACACAACCUAAUGACCCAAACAACCCCCUCAACCCUCCAAUCCACCACCUCCACCAUGAUGGCCGGCGCAUUAACCCUCGCACUAAGCCACAUCAACCGGCGCACACUAGCAUGGAAUGAAGCGCACGGAGGGGACAUCGACACCUCCAACCCCAACGACCCAUCCUCUACCACAUCCACAUCAUCCUCAUCAAAUACAAAGGGAACUGCCGAAUCAACCCUCCAAUCACGCAUCCUCAUCCUCUCCGUAUCCAGCUCCACCGGCUCAGCGCAUCAAUACAUCCCAAUUAUGAACGCCAUAUUCGCAUGCCAGAGACUUCAUAUCCCGAUUGAUGUGUGCAAGGUAUCCGGUGAUGCGGUGUUCCUGCAGCAGGCGUCGGACGCGACCAAGGGGGUGUAUAUGGCGUUGGAUGAGCCCAAGGGUUUAUUGCAGUACUUGAUGAUGGCGUUUUUGCCGGAUCAGAGGAGUAGACGGCAUUUGGUGCUGCCGACGAGGGUGGAUGUGGAUUUUAGGGCCGCGUGUUUUUGUCAUAGGCGGGUCGUGGAUGUUGGGUUUGUGUGUUCCAUUUGUUUGAGUAUUUUUUGUGAGCCGUUGGGAGAUGGGGUUUGUUUGACGUGUGGGAGUCGGUUGGAUGUUAGUGAUUAUGGGGCGAAGCCGGCUGUGGUGGCGAGGAAGAAGAAGAAGAAGAAGGUCAAGGGGAAUGGAGUGUCUGCGGCAGGGACGCCGACGCCUACGCCGACACCGGGGCCGUGAGGGUCUUUGUGGGCGUGGGGUUGUCUACGUGAAGAGGAAGUUGUCUACGUACUGGCUACAGGAUGGGCUGGAAGAGGAUUGCCAAUGAAUACUGUUCAUUCGGUAUCGUCGGCUCGAAUUAGCAAAUAGUUACUCGCCCCUGCAUCCAUACCCAGGACCCAUGCGGCAUCGCUUCAAUCUGGAUGUACGCUGACACUUGACAACCAAACGGACGGGGCGUGGCCGGCACUGCCUUCGAUCAUUCUGUCGGCGAACGUCAUCGACCCGGAAACAAGCGCUGAAAUGCUCACGGAUGCCAGAUGCACAUAGUACGGAAGACGCGGACAGGCUCUAUUUCGC